GCGCUCGCUCGGGGCCGCACGAUGUGGUGGGACGAGCGGGUGUCGGCGCAGUUCCGGAGGAACCUGCAGCCCACCCUCACCUAUUGGAGCGUCUUCUUCAGCUUCGGCCUCUGCAUCGCUUUCCUCGGGCCCACGCUGCUGGAUCUGCGCUGCCAGACCCAAAGCUCGCUCUCGCAGAUCACUUGGGUCUUCUUCUCGCAGCAGUUCUGCCUCCUGCUCGGCAGCUGCCUCGGAGGGGUCUUCAAGAGGACGUUGUCUCAGUCCUUGUUUGCACUCUUUGCCUCAUCACUGGCAAUCUCUGUGGUCUUUGCCAUCAUCCCUCUGUGCCACAAUGUGGUGGUCCUGGCUGUGGUCAUGGCUGUGGCAGGACUGGCCAUGGGUUGCAUCGACACCAUCUCCAACAUGCAGCUGGUGAAGAUCUACCAGAAGGACUCAGCCAUUUUCCUGCAGGCCCUUCAUUUCUUCGUGGGCUUUGGUGCACUGCUCAGCCCACUGAUAGCUGACCCUUUCCUCUCAGACACCAACUGCAUCCUCUCCAACUCCACGGCCAACGCCUCCAGCAACCUCCCUCACAUCCGCAAGUCCCUGGUCCCGCAUCAUCCCGGCAACCUGUCUCAUUAUGACCUGCCCAUGAAGGGGAUGGUGGUCACACGUGUCUCCUACGCCUUCUGGAUCAUGGCCCUCAUCAAUCUGCCAGUGCCCAUUGCUGUGUUCUUCCUGCUGUACAAGGAGAGGAUGGUGCCAUGUGCUGGGGGCAGCUCCUACCCGCUGCUCUCGGCCGACGAGCUGGCGAUGGAGACGCGACCCAGCGACAAGGACGAGCUCUCCACCACGGUGCACAGACCCCACACAGCAGGAGGUCAUGAUGACUUAUUUAGCUGCUGCCAAAGCAAAAACUUCAGAGGGGCUUCUUACGCCUACUUCGCAGUCCACAUCACUGGGGCUCUUGUUCUCUUCAUGACUGAUGGGAUUGUGGGAGAGUACUCGGGCUUCGUUUACAGCUACGCGGUGGAAGAGCCUCUCUCCGUGGUGCAUAAAGUGGCAGGUUACCUGCCCAGCCUCUUCUGGGGCUUCAUCACCCUGGGCAGGCUCAUCUCCAUCCCCGUGUCCUACCGAAUGAAGCCAGCAACUAUGGUCCUCAUCAAUGUGGUUGGAGUGCUGAUAACCUUCCUCCUGCUCCUGAUCUUCUCCUACAGCGUUGUCUUCUUGUUUGUGGGGACAGCAUCUCUGGGGCUGUUCCUCAGCAGCACUUUCCCCAGCAUGCUUGCCUACACCGAGGACAUCCUGCAGUACAAAGGCUGUGCCACAACUGUGUUGGUGACUGGAGCUGGAAUUGGAGAGAUGGUCCUACAGCUGCUGGUGGGGUCGAUUAUACAUGAUCAGGGCAGCUACAGUUUCCUGGUCUGUGGGAUGAUCUUUGGAGGUUUGGCCUUUACCUUCUACGCUUUCCUCUUGUUUUUCCACAGGAUGUACCCCAAGCCCCCAUCAGAUGACAUGGCCUCACCUGACAAACCAGCAGUAACAGAGGACACGGGACAGUACCAGCGCUGAGGAAGAGGCCGAGCCCUAGACAAGCAAUAAACCAACACACAAUGAAGCAUUACUGUUAAGGAUGAUUUCACAUUUAAUGACUGAAUCAUGCAAGUUUUCUGCAAUCAGACAAACCAAACCAAGCACAUUAGAUUGGGUGAGAAUGGAGAGAACAUCCUGAAACACUGCGUCAAGCCAAGCACAAGCUGCCCCUGUCACGUGUGCCAAGCAAGGAGACUGUGUCAAACUCCCCAUGUCUGAAAGGGGAUGAUGAUUACUCCUGGAACUGAACUUUCUUGCCAAUGCAGGAUGGAGGGUGGGAAGGAAGAGGGGUGUCUCUGUCCAUAGGUGAGAUGGAGUUAUCUCCCAGCUUCGUUGCUGAACUGGUUUGUGUUUCCUUUUGGUACAGAAACCCCCAACUCCCAGCACAAGACGUGGAUUUCAAGUCCUUUUAUUGUGCAACAACAACUUGAGUAUGUGUCACCUCCAUGUAUGAUGCUUCCAAAGGGGACAAAUGACACAAAGGGUAGGACUUCCCCUCCCCAUCCCUUUCCCCAAGCAGCCAGGAGCUCUCUGUAUUUGCACAGAUGAUUCUCUGAUGUGACACCUCAGUGUCCCCUGAGACAGUGUCUCACUCAGCAUGCAAGGGCCUCUUGAUUAUUACAAUCAUUAGCUUGCUUCUUUGUUUUCUCCUUUGGGGUUUUUUUGUUCCUUUUACAGUCCAGAAUGAGUUGUGAUGGUUUCUUUUGCUUUGUCACUAGUUCAGCUGCUGAAGGUGCAGUGUCUUUGAGGGUGGUUUUAUUUCUAGCUUCCAGUUGAAGCUUUAACAGAGGUAUUUGGGAGCCAGCCUCCAGCUGCUUAAUCUGUGCAAUACUUAUUAGUAACAGGUGCCUUGUGUAAGGUACUCUCAUACCCCAGCAUGACCUAUUGCAAGCCAUGAAGAAAGGAUUGGCUUUACAUCUAUUUCUUCAGUGAGUGAUUGGACAUGUACUUUUUGCUUUAACUGCUGUCUGUGGAUGUACAUAUGUAUGUGUGUAUAUAAAGCAGUGUUUAAUUAAA
Messenger RNA from Colius striatus (speckled mousebird), 2589 nucleotides. It is a transcript of the gene SLC60A1, whose product is annotated as major facilitator superfamily domain containing 4A. NCBI's taxonomy places the organism in Eukaryota, Metazoa, Chordata, Aves, Coliiformes, Coliidae. The coding region runs from base 22 to 1551 and encodes 509 amino acids. The transcript is spliced from 10 exons. The record is from RefSeq and is a predicted model, not a curated record.